Messenger RNA from Brassica oleracea var. oleracea, 835 nucleotides. RefSeq names its product peptide methionine sulfoxide reductase B5-like. The transcript has 3 exons. Gene Ontology annotation, molecular function: peptide-methionine (R)-S-oxide reductase activity. Gene Ontology annotation, biological process: response to oxidative stress; protein repair. The coding region runs from base 54 to 656 and encodes 200 amino acids. Lineage: Eukaryota; Viridiplantae; Streptophyta; Magnoliopsida; Brassicales; Brassicaceae. The record is from RefSeq and is a predicted model, not a curated record.
UAGAAAUACAUAGAAAGCUCUGUCCGAAGAACGAAAGAGAUAAAAGAGCAACAAUGGCGUUGAACGUCAUCUCAUCAUCAUCUUCAGCCACCACCAUCAGAGCCUUCGUUAGACCUUCUCUCUCCCUCAGAAUCACUCGUUUCGCGAAUCCUAACCUCCUUCCUCUCUCCGCCUCUCCUUCCUCAUUUCCUCCGCUCCGUCUUCUUAGCCGAGGCUUCCACGGUGGUCGUAUCACAGCAAUGUCUUCUCCUGCUCCCGGAUCGGUCAACAAGCCAGAGGAAGAGUGGCGUGCGAUCCUGUCUCCUGAGCAAUUCAGGAUCCUGAGGCAGAAAGGCACCGAAUAUCCAGGAACAGGAGAAUACAACAAACUAUUCGAAGACGGCAUCUAUUCUUGUGCAGGAUGUGGGACUCCUCUUUACAAAUCCGCCACCAAAUUCGACUCCGGUUGUGGCUGGCCUGCUUUCUUUGACGGCCUUCCCGGUGCUAUAAACCGAACUCCUGAUCCAGAUGGGAGAAGAAUCGAGAUCACUUGUGCGGCUUGUGGGGGACAUCUCGGCCAUGUUUUCAAAGGAGAAGGUUUCCCUACACCUACCGAUGAGCGACACUGUGUGAAUAGUAUCUCUCUCAAGUUCGCACCAGGGAAUCAAGACUUGUAAUAACGUACUUUGUGUUGUGUAAUGCUUCUGUCUAUUUCUUGUGUGUCUUGCUCGUUGUAACCAGUGUUCAGUUCCACUAAUGUCGUUCAAUCAAAAGUCUUGAGACUCUUGGUAUUGUCAUAAUCAUACAUAAGAUUUUACACAAACCGGCGAAUAAAGUAACUUCACUUCUUUGUAGA